AUGACGAACCCCAAGGGUUAUCGGCGCGGCACGCGUUACAUGUUUGCGCGAAAGUUCCGCAAACAUGGUGUUCUACCUUCUGGUGUCUACAUGCGUGUUUACAAGCGUGGGGACAUUGUUGAUGUUGUUGGUGACGGUGGUGUCCAAAAGGGCAUGCCCCAUAAGUCAUACCACGGUAAAACUGGUCGCGUGUAUAACGUGACGAAGCAUGCUGUCGGUGUUAUCGUGAACAAACGUGUUGGUAAUCGUAUUAUCCCCAAACGCAUCAAUGUGAGGGUCGAGCACGUUCGUCCAAGCAAGUGCCGCGUAGAAUUCCUUGAGCGUGUCAAGGAAAACGAUAGGAGACGCAAGGAAGCUAAGGAGAAGGGCAUUCGAUGCACUCUUAAACGGAAGCCUAAACUUCCCCGCCGUGCUCAUCUUGUUAUCACAAAGAAAAGGCCAGUUGUAGACCUUCAGCCUUUGCCAUAUGAAUUGAUUGCAUAA
Dibothriocephalus latus is the source of this 483-nucleotide messenger RNA. NCBI's taxonomy places the organism in Eukaryota, Metazoa, Platyhelminthes, Cestoda, Diphyllobothriidea, Diphyllobothriidae. The record is from the annotation of a GenBank genome assembly.